Magallana angulata is the source of this 1103-nucleotide messenger RNA. RefSeq lists its product as uncharacterized. Bases 234 to 1103 code for a protein of 289 amino acids. The record is from RefSeq and is a predicted model, not a curated record. The transcript is spliced from 3 exons. Lineage: Eukaryota; Metazoa; Mollusca; Bivalvia; Ostreida; Ostreidae.
CUGUUAAGUUCGCGAGAGUUAUCUUUCCUGCGGUAUUGUAAAAGUUAUUCAGCGUCUUCAUAUAUGGACACAAAAUCAACGUCGCCGGAGGUAACCAAUGAAUUUAUUCCGCGGUAAAAUCUUGGGAGCGUCAUUUUAAUAGCGUGGGUUCUCACUUCUUUCAGGACGCCGAUAGCUAAGCAUUGAAAAUUUUCAAAGCGAUCUAUAAAGCGUUAUCGUCAUCAAGAAUAAGUAUGCCACCAAAAAGAACAAGCCAAGCUCGCGCAAAACCAUCAACAGUCUCAAAACAAAAGAAACGCAGGACAUCAAUGAACUUGGAAGUGGUUUCGCCAGCUUUAUCCGUUUCGCCAGCUUUAUCCCCCGAUGUACUGGAAACCAUCACAGCACAGGUGACCCAGCGGGUGACGGCCACAAUUAGAGACGAGUUGACAACGCUGAUAAACAACAUUAACAGCAACAGUGCUUCAAAUUCUCAGGGGAGUAUUAGUAUAAAUCCUCUAGGGGCAUCUAACAACAAUGAUAAUGACGGGUUGGUAAGAGAAUCUAGACAUCUGGACAACGCUAUUCAACACUCAGUUGAAGCGGUAGUUGUGGAUCACACUGAGAAAAUCGCUGGUAAGUGUCCGACAGGUUUUGUUAGUACAGCAGUACCAAUUGAUGCAAGGGUAUCGGAUCAAACUAAAUCAAAAAUUUGGUCAAACCAGUAUAUAGAAUUUGCAAGCCUUUUGUCGAAAGACAAACAAAAGAAAGGUAAGUUAUCUAUACAGGUCGAAGAUGGUGACAGUCCAGGCAAGCUUACAAUCCACCAGGUAGAGAACGAUUCCCAAAGCGAGGUAACUCUCUCAUCCAUGCAUGACUGGCUUACAGCAUGGAAUAGAUUUGCUGCAAUUUAUUGUAUUAAAUACCCAGAACAACAAGCUAAAUUAGCUAAACAUUUAGAAUCAGUCAGAGAUAUUGCAGACGCCAAGGGCAAUUGGAAAGCUUACGACACCGAUUUUAGGAUGCUUGUUGCCCAAGGACAAGUUUCAUGGGGUGAUGUACACAUGGCAGGGCUCGACAUUAAUGCUUGUCCGCUUGUCCGAUAUAUGGUUAAGUUCAACUGA